AUGGCGGAGUGGACAAUCAGCAUCGUCCUCUGGCUUCUAGCCGGUUCUUUCAUCUAUAUCCUAUUAUGGCUCAGCUAUGCGUACUUCAUCUCUCCACUUUCGUUAAUCCCAAAUGCAGGAAUCUUAGCACCUGUGUCUAGAUUGCUAUGGGCUUUCCCUUCAGAGCAUAGAGGACGUAUCACGCUAGACCUGCCACGCCUUCAUGAAAAGUACGGACCCUUAGUUCGUAUUGGUCCAAAGGAACUCUCUUUCUACUCACUAGAUAUCUACAAAACCGUCAAUACUGUUCAGAGUCCUUUUAUAAAGGAUCCGCGAGUUUACGGAGGGUUCGUGCAAGAUGCUCAUCCUGGAUUGUUUUCAAUUACGGACGCAUACGAACACGCUCAGAGACGCCGGUUAAUGGGCCAGAUUUUCAACCGGAGCAAAAUGAACCUUUUAGAAGAAUACAUGACUGAAAAAAUAGCUGCGUUUGUGCUCCUAUUACGCCAACGAGGUGUGCAGCCAGUUGAGCUUGCCCGAGCAUGUCGAGCAUUAGAGGCCGAUAUUGUUGCCUCCUUUGGAUUUGGCGAAGAUAUUGGUGCAAUUGCCGCUUGGGGGAGCGGCCAUGAUGUCAACAUUAUCAAGGAGAACGAUGACAAGGCACAAAUUAUGGCCUUAUUGUCCAACCUACCAAGCGUGACUACGGCUUGGUACCGCAUCGAGUCUAUACUUUACAAUUUCACAGGCUGGCAAACUCUCUCAACAACCGCGAUGAAAGACUUCGACAAAUGGGCAUCUUCCCAACUUGAACGCCUCACAUCCAUCUCAAAGCUACCCUUCGAGCCACACCCAAACUUCAUCUCCACCAUGAUCCGCUCGCGCCUCCCCCCCGCCAUCGCCCUCUCCGAAGCCAAAGAGAUGCUUGGGCCCGGAACUGAUACUACCUCCCUAACACUCGCCCACAUCCUCUGGGGACUCGCCCACGACAUCUCCUUCCAAGACAGCCUAGCCGCCGACCUCGCCCUCGCGCACUGGCCAACCGACAUGACCGGGCUCGAAGCGCUCCCACGUCUCCGCGCCGCUGUCAAAGAAGGCAUCCGAUGGGCUGGUGCCGCGGCCGCAAUGCUGCCGCGCAUCGUGCCUAAAGAUGGCGCGACGCUGGCGGGGAAGUUCAUUCCAGGAGGCACCGUAAUUAGCAGUUCACCAAUCUGGUAUCUCCGCGAUAAAGCCGCCUUUCCCUCCCCCGAAAUCUACCGUCCUACACGAUGGCUGGAUGGCGACGCCGAAUCGAUUAAUCCGCUGCGCGACGAGUACUACAUCCCGUUCUCGAAGGGCUCGUUCGUUUGUAUUGGCGCGCAUUUCGCAUAUCUCGAACUGUAUCUCUCGUUAUCACAGAUCCUGAAGUCUUUCCGGCUCACGUUGCCGGAUUCAGGCACAUCUAUGCUGUCGAGGGAGGCAACAUUGCCGGAAAGACUAGAAUGGGUUGCUGCUGUGCCGGUGGUUCGUUUGGAAGUUCAGUUUCUUACGAGACUGUGAUUUCGAGAUGAUGGCAUAGAACUCAAAACCUCCCGACUCUAGGCUCGUUUAGCACACACCUCUUUGUCAUAAGGAUUAACCGUUAUGUUUGUAUUAUCACUUAUGAAUAAUUUCCUAG
Pseudogymnoascus verrucosus is the source of this 1633-nucleotide messenger RNA. RefSeq lists its product as uncharacterized. The transcript has 9 exons. The record is from RefSeq and is a predicted model, not a curated record. Lineage: Eukaryota; Fungi; Ascomycota; Leotiomycetes; Thelebolales; Thelebolaceae. The coding region runs from base 1 to 1515 and encodes 504 amino acids. Gene Ontology annotation, molecular function: oxidoreductase activity, acting on paired donors, with incorporation or reduction of molecular oxygen; heme binding; iron ion binding.